UUUGUGCUCAUCCGUCGGAGUGUUUUGGUGUUCGGUGAUGACGCGACCGCAUUAGAACGCAUUCCUUCGAUACAACUUCUUUGGCGACAGCUGCGUCACUGUCGGUGCAUGAACCACGCAACAGUAGUAAAAAAAAAAAACAAAUCCAUUGAAUGUUAAUUUUAAGACAAUGGUAGCAAUGAAGUGUAAUUGAAGAUUUGUUCGUGUGUUGGCCAGAGGAUUUUUGUGAAAGUUUCGUGUGUGACGAGGAAAUCAAGAAACAUCCUAGAAAAAAAAAAAAUUAUCAUAAUAAUGAGAAAUCAUCAGCUAGCAUGUAUCAAUUACGAGCUGAAGUGAAAUCUAAGAAAAAAUAAAAGAAAAUAAAAUAUGGAAACAGUAUGCGUGUGAAAUGAAAAUGUUGCGUACACCUAGCAACGAAAAUAACAUGAAAGAAAAUUGCCAAAAAAGGAAUAAAAAACCUUGCAGUCGCAUCCUGUGAUGUUGUGCACAGGCAAUUAGUAAAUUAAAUGAAAAUAUCUGAAAACCAGAGAAAAGAGAAACAACUUAGGGAAACAGCCAAAGAGGUUACUUCAAACUGAUUAAUAUCCGUUGCACGUGUGGCGAUUCAAUGAAUUUUUAUUGUUGGAGUUAUGAAAAGCGGCAAUUACUAGUGGAGUGGGAGUGUGAACAAAAUUUCCAAAGAAUAAAUAAACAGCCCCUUGCCGAGUGUUUGCUGAGCUGCUGGCAAAAUAGACUGUAACUUUGAGGCAAGGUGCGUCGAGUGAAAAAAAAUAAAAUUUUCAUUCCAACAUGAUAACAGUGAAUCAAGAGGCUUAACGGAACUGCAUCAAAAUUAAUAAGUGCAAUAAAAACAUAAUUAUUGUGGAGGCCUACAGUUCAACGAAAAACUACGACAAAAUUGAAAAGGCGAACAUUUUGCUGGCAAAGUCUGCAUCUCUCCAGCUCUAUCUGUUUAGUACUCUGCCAACAGUUUACCAGCUCUAGUAUUGUUGUUCUUGUUUUUUUUUGCUGCGGUCACUGCAAAAAACUGUCAUCAAAGUGUAAUGAUAAUGUUAACAAUGUGGAAAAUUUUUAUUGCAUUUACGUUGGUUACGCUGCCCGCUACAUUUGUGGCGGCGCGUCUGCAUUCGUCCAGCAGUCUGGUAUUGCAUGGCAUCGGUGGUGGUGCGGGCGGCGGUAGUGGUAGCGGCGGCAUUGGUAGCCUAGUUGGCGGCUCGUUAUCGAACAAAGAUGCGCACGUGAAAACAAAGGACAUCGAUGCCGUGGAAGGCAAAUCCGUCUCACUGCCCUGUCCGAUUAGUGCGCCGUUGAGUGACGUUUAUAUGGUCCUAUGGUUUCGCGAUAAUGCUGGUAUACCUUUAUACAGCUUUGAUGUGCGCGAUAAAGUGAAUAACGACCAACCGCGACAUUGGUCAGCGCCGGAGGUGUUCGGUUCUCGUGCCAAAUUUCACAUCGAUUCACAGCCGGCAACGUUGGAAAUUAAGGAUAUCAAACGUCAUGAUCAAGGUGUCUACCGCUGCCGCAUAGACUUCCGUACAAGUCAAACUCAAAGCUUCCGUUUUAACCUCACCGUCAUAAUUCUUCCUGAGCAGCCCAUCAUAUUGGAUCGUUGGGGGCGACAGCUGAAUGGCUCGUUACUUGGACCCAAGCAGGAAGGUGACGACAUUGUAAUCACGUGCCGUGUUGUAGGAGGCCGCCCACAACCUCAAGUACGUUGGCUUGUAAAUGGACUACUUGUCGACAAUCAAUACGAACACAAUUCCGGCGAUGUUAUCGAGAAUAGGCUACUUUGGCCGUCGGUUCAACGGACUGAUUUAAAUUCCGUUUUUACUUGUCAAGCAUUGAAUACACAAUUAGAUAAGCCUAAGGAGAAAAGCUUUUUACUUGAUAUGCAUUUGAAACCGCUGACGGUGAAAAUAAUUGAGCCACCCAAUUCAAUGGUGGCCGACCGCCGCUACGAAGUCAUAUGCGAAUCAACCGGUUCACGUCCGAAUGCCAUCAUCACCUGGUACAAGGGAAAGCGGCAGUUGAGGCGCACAAAGGAUGAUAUCUCGAAGAAUGUAACACGCUCCGAACUGAGUUUUGUGCCCACCACAGACGAUGAUGGCAAAUCCAUAACUUGCCGUGCUGAAAAUCCCAACGUUAAUGGACUUUACUUGGAGACAAUGUGGAAGUUGAAUGUCGUAUAUCCACCUCUGGUAACACUACGACUGGGUUCCACUCUAACUCCCGACGACAUUAAAGAAGGUGACGAUGUAUAUUUUGAGUGCCACGUACAAUCGAAUCCUCAAUGGCGGAAGCUCUUGUGGUUACAUAAUAAUAUUCACCUCGAACACAACACCUCCGCACGCGUCAUUCGCUCCAAUCAGAGUUUGGUGCUGCAGAAAAUUACUAAACACUAUGCAGGAAAUUAUGCUUGCAGCGCCAUCAACGAUGAGGGUGAAACUGUCAGCAACCAACUACCGCUGCGUGUAAAAUAUACACCUGUAUGCAAGCAUUUGGAUCGUGUCAUACUAAUUGGCGCCUCAAAGGAUGAAACUGUCGAAGUCACGUGUGAAAUACAGGCAGAUCCGCCCCCCAGGACCUUUCGUUGGAAAUUUAACAAUUCCGGUGAGACUUUGGACGUUGGCAGUGAACGUUUUAGUGUGAAUGACAGCAGAAGUAUUCUGAAAUACACACCGGUAUCCGAUCAGGAUUAUGGCACACUAUCCUGCUGGGCGUCUAAUGAAGUUGGUACACAAAAUCAACCUUGCCUUUUCCAAGUCGUGCUGGCUGCUCUUCCCAAUUCCGUUACAAAUUGCUCUAUCGUAAACCGCACUGAUGUGAGCGUCGAUAUUCAAUGCAUACCCGGCUAUGACGGCGGACUGCCUCAGAUUUUUGUUCUCGAGAUGUUCUCUGCACGCACAGGACUGACAAGAUUCAACUUGACAAACGUUGAAGAGCCACAAUUCUCGCUGGAAAAUCUCGAUACGUUGACGUCCAUGAUGACACAGGAAAACAACUCAUUAAAAUUGCGCAUUUAUGCUUACAAUCAAAAAGGCCGUAGUCCCAUACAGGUGUUGCCGGAUUUCAUUAUUGGUUCGUCAACAUAUAAAACAGCAGAUGAAGUAUCCAUUUCGCUCUCGCCGGUGCUGGUUGGCAGCGGUCUUACCGUUGUCAUCAUUAGUUUGGCCAUCAUUGUGCGCAUAUUCAUAGUAAUAUUUUUGCAUAACUUGCGACGCAAUCAGCAGCAUGGAAGUAAACCGAUAGCGACCGGUGUGGUGGCGCAGUCAGGCGAUGUGCUGAAGUGCGGUGGCAUGGAAAAACCGCGCUGGCAGCAUACGGACAUUAAAACUAAAUCAUCCGAAGAUCUGGUUGAAGAUGAACGAGAUCCGGAUGUGAUUCCAUCGCAAUAUGUCACUGCUGGCAAUAGCAAUAGCGUCGGCGGUGGUGGCAGCAACGGAGGAAGUGGCAACGGCAGUAGCGGUGGUGGCGGAAGUGGAAACGUUGGAAGCUCAGAGCUUCACUUCACGCCAAUAGCAGCCACAAAGUGGUCACCAAAUUCCAAACAUCUUCCUUCAACCGCGUAUGACAACGUCACGCAGCUCGUCGCUGCUAAUCAAAUCAGCGCACGUACACAUCUACUAGCGGGCUCGACGACAGACCCCACUGGCAGCAACAGUAGCUCCAUUGUCAGUGCAGUGGACACUGGCUUACUGCAUCAUCUUCACAACAGCGGCGGUAGCACAAAAGCUGCAGUCGGUGGUGCUUCAACGUCGGUCACAGCGACAGCUUCAGCGAAUGGCCUAAGUGAGGCAUUAAUCGGUUCGCCCACUUCCUCGUUGAACGCCACGGUUGCGACCACCCACCUGCAGCAUCAGCUGCAUGGUCCUGGCGUUGGUAGCGGUGGCGGUACGUUACCUCCCGGUUUGGGGAGCGGCAGCGGGUACAUACUCAACAGUCUCAUCAGCAGUAAUGAGAGUUGCAACACCAACAGUAGCAUCAGCGGCAGCAAUGGAGUUGGACUGCAUCAAAAUAUGGGUGGCCCCAUUAGUCGUGCCAACACAAUGCUGCAUCACCAACAACAACAACAGCAACAGCUGCAACAUCAUCCGCUACCUUUGCCACAUCCACUUGCAUACAAUACACUUGCAAGCACAACGGGUGUGAAUGCCAGUGGACGCCAUCAUCACAGCGCUUUGCCAUCGAUGUUGCUCACCUCACAGACUUCAGCGUCGUUGAGUGGAAUCGGACUGCUGCUGAAUGCCAACAACAAUAAUAGCAGUAGUGGAGGCGCCAGUGGUUUGGGCCUGGGCAUGACCGGUGCGGCAUCGGCAUCUGCGGCCUCAACAGCAACGACGUCGUGCAAUUCGUCCACGGACUUGGAUGACAACAUAAAUAUCAAUGCCAUCAAGGAUUGUUUAAUGACACAGCGUGUGCCCGAAAGCUGCGUCUGAGCUGGCAAUUUAUGCAGUACAUUGACAAACGCGACAACUAAGUGGAAUGCAGUCAAGAUAGAAAUGGAAGUCGAGUGGAGUGCCGUAAAGUGGUAUGUAUAAAAGGGAAUAGAGUGCAGCGGGUUAAAGUGCAGUGGAUAUGUAAAAAGAAGCAGUAAAGCGAAAAUAAAGGAGUAGGGUAAGGAGCAUACAACUGUAAUAAAUACUUAAGCGUGGAACUUCGUGCAUAUAUCCAAACUUACAUGUAAGUGUAGUUGUAAAAUGAGGUGAACUACAAUAUAAAAUUACCUACAUUGGCUGAGUGUCUCAUGGCUGGUACAUACUCGGCAGGUCUUUAACAAAUUGUAUUAGCAUUAAGCACAGUUUGAUUGAUGAGUGCAAAAAGUUUUCAACUAAUUAACGCGAGCGCUUGGACAAGCUAUUCAAAAGAUUUUUUGGGGGAACUUCUAACAGAGAAUUCCAUCAAAAUUUUCCAGUAUUUGCAUGCAAAUUAUAGAGAUAUCUUUAGUAAACGAGAUAGGAAAUUCAAUUUUAAUUUUUUGGUGUUCGGUCAAGCUUCUCCUCCUAUUUGUGUUGUGUGUUUCGUUGUUCUUCCACAAGUAGAGGAACCUGCACUUUUAUGUUGCCUCCGAUCGGCAAAUGGUUUUUUAUGAGUAACUUUUUCAUGGCAGAAAUACACUAGGAGAUUUGCUAAUGGCUACAUUUCUUUUAAUUUGGUGUUACUUGAUUGAGGUUUUGAACCCGGCCACUGUCGAACUCCAACUUAUUCGCCUCCAGCGGCCGCCUUUAAAUUCAUAAACGGUCCAAGAGGAAGACACAAAGGAUGAUGUCGUAAGUACGAGGGUGGGUCAAUAAGUCCGUGACUUUUGUAUUUCUGACCUCUUUACUGAAAAAGAAAUACUGCUCCUGUCAACAGGCAUCUGUCAGUUGACUCCUGUCAAAAUUUGAACGUGCUGCGUCAGUUAGUUUGUGUUUUACAGCUACCUUUAUCAGACUAUCCAGUAAUUCACAGUCGACCACAAACGCAAUCGUGUAACAAUUUCACAGGAAGGUUUGGCGUUGUUUAAUCGCAAAAUGGAUGAGUUUUUGCGCCGUUUUGUAACCGUGGACGAAACAUGGAUCCAUCACCACACACCAGAGACCAAACAACAGUCGAAACAGUGGGUUUCUAAGGGUGAAUCGGCUAAAUAAGCACACGAAAUUCAGUUUUUUCCAUUUUCUCCUCAAAUUACUGCGAAUAUAUUCAGAUAUUAUGAUAUAUGAUAUUAUCGCCUUCAAAGUACUACUCAUCAACUGCAAUGCAUCAAUGCCAGCGUUUCAUCCAGCUUCGAAACUCUAUUUUUGGUAUAGCCAACAGAGCCGUCUUUGAUUUUUCAAACGCUUUCCCUGUAGAAUUCGAUGGCUGUUUAAAAAUUUACGAAUAAUGAUGACAUUGUGCAGGGUGCGUUAUUAUGGUUCAAAAUGCACGAGUUGUUUUUCCAUAAAUUCUUUCAGUUUUGACGAAUUGCUUUAGGUAAACGUCUCAUAAAGCCCAAAUAAUAGUCCUUAUAUUAACUGCUGAUCUUCUAAAAAAAAUACGUGAGGUAAAAUACCGUAGUAUCCCAUAAAAGCCGUGAGCAUCUCGUUCUUUUUUUAACUGAAAACGACGCAGUUUUUUGUCAUGAUUCAUUCGGAGCUCUCCACUCACUCGCGUGAUGCCAGGCGUACUCACGUCUCGUCUUCGGUAAUGAUGCUUUUGGUGAAUGUUGGAUUGGAUGCAGCUUUGAAAAUUAUAUCUUUGGCUAUAUCAACGCGGUCCAUUAUGCCCAAAUCAUAGUCUUUGAUAACUGUUUGACACUUUGGCAAAAAUUCAUAGUUUUUUGGUCAGGGUUAAUUCAGAGCUCUCCACUCUCUCGCCUGAUGUCUGAAUUGCGUGUCGUACACAAAAGCUCACGUCGCAUUUCCAGUAAUGAUGUGUUUGAUGAAUGUUGGGUUGGAUUUAGCCUUGGAAAUGAUGUAUUUGGCGAUAUCAACGCCGUCCCUUUUUUGCAUGAAAUUCAGGUCCUUUGGGACGAACUUUGCAGCAUCACGUCGCACAAUGGGGAUUUUUCGUCGAGUUUUGUUCACAAAUCCUAGAAAAGGCAAUUGUUGACCGAUUUUAUCUAAUUUAUAUCUUAAAGGGAUCGUAAAUGAUUUUGGAGGAGAUUGUCUAGGCCCGAAUCUCAAAUUUUUUUGUAUAAUAUAAAUAAAAAAUUGUGUGUACUCAAAUUCAGUUUGACAUUUUUUAUUGCAGUGCGAAUCAACGGUAAUACAUCCCGGCAAGUAUGCAAAUUUCCAGCCCCUAACUACCUAAGAACUUAAGAACUAAUUUUUUUGAGGACAAACCUAGAAUAUUCACCGGAAAGUUUUCAAAAAAUGCAUAUAUUCGUUUUAGGGGUUGUUUAGUCCGAAUUUCUUAUCAGUUUGUCCUUGCGUGGUCAAGUUGAAGGUCAGUUCAAGGUCAAACACAGAAUAUUCACCGGAAAAUUUCAAAAAAAUUGAAAAAUUUCGUAAACUUAAAUCAUUACCUAUAAGUACCUAUAUUGUCCUGAACGGAUCCAUAAGCAAUGUUCAAGUCCUCUGACUUUUUGUGAAGCGUUCAUGCCACUCUUAACUGGCUCUUCCCGAAGUAACAUUGCCGGAACUCUUUUCCAACAUUUCUUAGGUUUUCGCACCACUGAAUCCAUUUUGAAAGCAAAAUGUGAUACAAACAGGUUGUCGGGCAUUCAGCUACUAGAAAAAACAUGCUGAGGUGGAUUCACUCAAGGCGACAUAACUUUUACAAAUGUCAAGCGACGGCGAUAAAGGUUUGGUGGGAAUUUUAAUCACAGAUGUGACAACCCAACAAAAAAACAGAACUCAAAUCAGUUGACUUAGAGUGUCACCUGGCGGUUAUUCCGGGAACUUUUUGAUCAAGAUGGUAUAAUUUUAUUGAAAGAGUCGCAAGAUGGCUCUACGAAUCGUAUUAUAAGGAAUUUUUUAUAAUUGUGUGCAUGUAAUCUCUCCAUUUAUUUUUCGAAUCAUACAUAUCACUUUCUAUCUUCAGAGCCAUAAAUCCCUCUCUAUUUUCCUCUUAAUCAAAAUUUAGUACUUUUGGGGUUCGAAAUUUACUUGAGAGCUAUGUCCUAGGGGACUUUUUUCCUUAUAAUUUUAUGUACAAUCAGAGUAUGUAAGGAACGACAUCGAAAAAAAUCAUUCCAUACAAGUUAAACCGCCCUAAUGUGUGUACACUUAUAUUGCCAAGCAGUAUUCUUAUACGAUUCAUUCACUCCUCGUUUCUUCAAAUGCUGUCCUUCACUAAUAGCUUGUGCCAAGCGUUUAAGCGUCUGAUGGUCCGUAGACUAAACAUCUAUAAGUCAUCACUCACUUAUUCAAUAAAUUGAA
Anastrepha ludens (Mexican fruit fly) is the source of this 7838-nucleotide messenger RNA. It is a transcript of the gene side-II, whose product is annotated as neural cell adhesion molecule 1-A. The record is from RefSeq and is a predicted model, not a curated record. The transcript has 20 exons. NCBI's taxonomy places the organism in Eukaryota, Metazoa, Arthropoda, Insecta, Diptera, Tephritidae. The coding region runs from base 1044 to 4436 and encodes 1130 amino acids.